AUGUCCACCCUGGAACAUCGUUUGCAGGAGGUGGAGACGCGUGGCAGUGCUGUGGCACGCGGCUUGCGCGCCUUGGAGCCCUUCGUGGAGCAAGUCACUGCGAGGUUGGAACCCCUGGAACCUGCCAUCGAGGGCAUCCGAUCUGAAAUGUCGGCCUCAAGCCAAAUCCAUCGGACCUCCAUCGCUGCUCAAGGGAAGAGAAUGGAGGAAGGUUUGAAAGCUCUCCAAGACCAAGUGGCCAAAUACCAGGAGGACGGCCCUCGGAUGACGCAAGCGGUCCAGGACAGGGGUGAUACAGCGGCCCCACAGCGGCGUUGGACCGCGAAUGCUCGUGGUCAGGAGGUUGGAGCAGUUGCAGAGGUACUACUGGCUCUUCGUGGAGAACCCCCCGGGCGCCCGGGUGCCACUGCUUCACGGCAGGCCCCCCAGCAGGCGAAGACUUUGCCUGUUGUUAUGGAUGUUCGGCUGGUGCAGCUCCUCCUAGUGCUGGCACCGUGUUUGGAGGUGGUCCAGGCUCGUUCCGCUGAAGUCCUGGCAGAUGGCUCCAGUCGAGGUCUGAUGAGAUCGGAACGAUGGUGGGUGGAAAAGGUUCCACCGGAUCCAGACAAACCACAGCCAUUAGCGCACACAGGAACCAUCAACCCGCUGACCUGCUUUGAUACAUUGGAGAGGGAGGUGAUCCCAUGCUUCAGCUUCGUGGAUGUUAGUUGCAAACCCUGGACGUCUACUGCCUGUGAAUGUGAUGAGAAGCGUCCCAUCUGUGUGACGGACAUCGCCAAGCGAUCCUCGCCCGCCUCGCCGGCCAACGCGCGAGCGUCCACGAAGAUUCAACAUGCUUGCUGUCCCAAGCCCAACAAGAAGUGA
Messenger RNA from Cladocopium goreaui, 864 nucleotides. Lineage: Eukaryota; Dinophyceae; Suessiales; Symbiodiniaceae. The record is from the annotation of a GenBank genome assembly.